Molecule: messenger RNA, 1215 nt
Organism: Paralichthys olivaceus (Japanese flounder)
Lineage: Eukaryota; Metazoa; Chordata; Actinopteri; Pleuronectiformes; Paralichthyidae
Source: RefSeq, a predicted model, not a curated record
ACAAUGUCCUGUGAAUUUCAGAGACGUGAAGUCGGUUCUGUUUGUUCCUUACGCUCUGCACGACAGAGACGCCUACACCAGAACUGCCCGAGACAAGUUCAAGACUCUGGGUUAUGAGCUGGACAGUAUCCAUGAGGCCGCAGACCCAGUGGAGGCCGUCAGGAGGGCUCAGGGCUUUUUCAUCGGAGGAGGGAACACGUUCCGGCUGCUGAAGAGUCUCUAUGACAACAAGGUGGUGUCGGAGAUCAGGAGACGAGUGUUGGAGGAUGGCGUCCCCUACAUGGGCUCCAGUGCCGGCACCAACGUGGCCACCGUCAGCAUCAGCACCACCAAUGACAUGCCCAUCGUUUUCCCUCCAUCCUUCUCCGCCCUCGGCCUCGUUCCUUUCAACAUCAACCCUCACUACCUGGACCCCGACCUCGGCAGCCGCCACAUGGGGGAAACCCGAGAGCAGCGGAUCACUCAGUACCACGAAGAACCCGACACACCACCAGUCCUGGGUCUGAGAGAAGGAUCCAUGCUGCUGGUGGAGGGAAACAAAGCCACACUACUGGGAACCACCAAGGCCAAACUGUUCAGCAGGGGACGGCCCUCGGUGGAGUGGGACCCCGGCAGUGACCUGAGCUUCCUGCUGACGGACGGCGGCACCUCGUCCUCCUGAUUCCACUGAUGACCCGACUCUUCUUCACUGAUCGUGGAAUCAGAAGAAACGUUGUAAAGAAGCAUCGUUGAAUGUGUUGAUUAAAGUUUGACGUGACGGCUGCUGCCAUGUUUUUAUCACAGCGGUUUAACAGUAUUCACUCAUGUAGAUCACCCCCUGGUGGCUGGCUGCAGUAUAGGUCAUAAACCCCCCUCCUCCACGUUAGCAGACUCUGUUUCUGAAGUUUGGUUUUAAUAACUCAUUCAAUGACUGAUCACCACCACAAGAUGGCAGAGUUCAUGUCGGAGAUAUGACGUUGAUCAACUUUAAUUAUAAACAGAUUUAUUUAGCCUGAAGCUCUGAAGUAGAGCAACCAUCAGCCACCUCUUCUUCAGCUCCCACUGCAGCCGGCCACCAGGGGGCGAGUCUGUGAACCAUCGAGUUCAAGAAGCAACGUUAACAAGACGAGACGCAACACUGAGCCAAACGUGAGCAAAUCAGUUUAUUUCAUUCUAACGGUGAAAUCAUCUCAGUAUCAAAGUUAUUUUAGUUUCUAGGUGAAAGAACAAAAAACA